AAUCUGUCAAAGCAAAAAUUUAGUUCAGCGCCCUCGUUUCUACUUCCUUUCUUUUCUAGUUUGUUGUGUACGGAGUUAAACAUGCCAAAAGCACGCAAGGAACCCGUUAACGCCGUUCAAGUCUUCGGACGCAAGAAAACAGCAACUGCUGUUGCAUACUGCAAGCGCGGCCGUGGUCUGCUGCGUGUGAAUGGCCGCCCGCUGGAUCAGAUUGAACCCAAGGUCCUCCAAUACAAGCUGCAGGAGCCGCUGCUGCUGCUGGGCAAGGAAAAAUUCGCCGGUGUUGAUAUUCGCAUUCGUGUGUCCGGUGGUGGACAUGUUGCCCAGAUCUACGCUAUCCGACAGGCCAUUUCCAAGGCGCUGGUUUCGUUCUACCAGAAGUAUGUGGAUGAAGCGUCCCGCAAGGAGCUGAAGGACAUCCUGACCCAGUACGACCGAACGCUGCUGGUCGCCGAUCCUCGUCGCUGCGAACCGAAGAAAUUCGGUGGUCCAGGUGCCCGUGCUCGCUACCAGAAAUCGUACCGUUAAAACGGUUCGCUUUCUGUUUCUGCUCCCUUUCAUCGGGGUGCUCGAUCAGUGUUUUCCGCUAUGGCUGCAGUUGUCAGUUUUGCUUCUAUGCCUGUUUUCAUGGCAUAGCAAGUUUCGCGGCCCGGUUGUGAUGCUGAUUAUGUAUACAUUCUAAGAAUUAUUCGCUUAAGAAAACUCGGAAUACAUGAGUUGUGUUGGAGGAAA
Toxorhynchites rutilus septentrionalis is the source of this 732-nucleotide messenger RNA. It is a transcript of the gene RpS16, whose product is annotated as 40S ribosomal protein S16. The record is from RefSeq and is a predicted model, not a curated record. Lineage: Eukaryota; Metazoa; Arthropoda; Insecta; Diptera; Culicidae. Gene Ontology annotation, molecular function: structural constituent of ribosome; RNA binding. Gene Ontology annotation, biological process: maturation of SSU-rRNA from tricistronic rRNA transcript (SSU-rRNA, 5.8S rRNA, LSU-rRNA); translation. The transcript is spliced from 3 exons. Gene Ontology annotation, cellular component: ribosome; cytosolic small ribosomal subunit. Bases 82 to 528 code for a protein of 148 amino acids.